Messenger RNA from Paraglomus occultum, 1164 nucleotides. NCBI's taxonomy places the organism in Eukaryota, Fungi, Glomeromycota, Glomeromycetes, Paraglomerales, Paraglomeraceae. The record is from the annotation of a GenBank genome assembly.
AUGGAUCUUUCGAACGUUGUCAAGAACUUUGAGUUGCCAAAGGCAGUCAAGAACUUUGAAUUACCACAAGCAGUCAAAAACAUUGAAUUACCGCAAGCAGUAAAGAACAUGGAGUUGCCACAAGCGGUAAAGAACAUGGAGUUGCCACAGGCAGUAAAGAACAUGGAGUUGCCGCAAGCAGUAAAGAACAUGGAGUUGCCGCAAGCAGUAAAGAACUUUGAAUUACCGCAAGCAGUAAAGAAUAUCGGGCUCUCUGAGACUGUGAAGAAGAUUGAUAUUCAAGGUGCUAUAAAGAAUGCAGAAGAUGCAGUCAAGAAUAUAGAUAUACAAGGCGCAUUAAAGAAUGUCGACGAAGCAAUGAGAAGCAUUGACAUCCAAGGCGCCGUGAAAAAUGUUUCAGAACAGAUGCCACAGAAUCAACAUACGAGGCGAUUAUCUUUGCUUGCUUCUUCGGCCUUGACGAGUGUUAGCUCUUUAACGGGUGUGAUUCGACAAAGAGUCGAGGAAACCACAAAGAAUUUUCAAAGUGAACAUCAGCAGUUUGUUCGUUCAAUGAAAGAAGAAACAAAAGUGUCGAGGGCUGGAACACAGGCAGUCGCUCCUUGGGAAGGAUUACCAGAAGAGGAGGAAAUGAAGAAACAGAUCUUGGCUCUAUCAAAGGAUGUUCGUAAUCUUACAAUGCCACCGCCUGAAAAUACUAGUUUUCAAUUUGACAUGGCCGUACAUUCAGCUACGGCCAUGGCUGUACUGGAACAUGAUCCUGUGCUGAGUCGCCUGCGUUUUCAGCUUGUUCCUGCAAAGAUCGAAGAGGAAAUGUUUUGGCGUAAUUACUUUUAUCGUGUAUCGCUAAUAAAGCAGACUAUGUUAGGAUCUAUCGAUGCCGUUGUGUUAGAGAAGGAAGUUUAUCAUAAAGAUGAUAACGAGAGUGAGGAAGAAUCUCCAGAUUCCACGUCAAAGGAGAAGGCGACGGGCAAGGAGGACGGAGCCGAGGUAUUAUUUGAUGCAAAUAAGUCUGGCGACGCUUCAGACGAUUGGAUUGAUAACGAGCUUGCAAAAGCAAACGCCUUUGACGAUUCGACGCUAGCAAAAGGAACUGGUUUAGUUGACGAGGAACUUGAAGUCCCAGAAGAUUGGGAGGAUCAAAUGAAAGCUUUGCUUCCGUAG